CCUCACAUUGAAAAAAAAAAACUGCGCGCUCUUACCAGCAUUUGUGCACACAGGUGAAGCCUCACCAUGUGACCUGUGGUAUGAAACAUCCAUCUAUUGUUAGAGGGAUAAACAAAGAGUACCUCAACUUUCCAGCAUCCCGCUCUGGGCUGCAUACCAACUGAAAUACCUCUGACAGGUGAUCUGCGCGCGCACUUCCAGCGGUUUCAUGGCUCGUUCUACGCUUCCACGGCCCCUGUUCCACUCAUGAUCGUGCUUUAUCGCGGAGUGUUCAAGAAUAUAACGUUUGGGACUCGUGUCGUGCCCAACAAGUGAGGGAGAUUUUCAGCUGUGUGGUUCUCCAGCUGGGGGUUCAACUUCUGAAGUGGCUUUACGCACGAGCUCCUCUCCUUUUAAAGCCAUAGAUCUGCACGCUUGGAGGUGAUCACUGAGCGGUAGGAUGGCGGAGGAAAUCCCAAAUGAUUCACUCCCAGAUCUGAGGGAACUGGAAAAUAAGGUUGGCAGGAAAACACCGGAAAGUCUGCUGAUGUGGAUGAGGGAUGCUGCGGACCGUGAAGAUGUCUGGAGGUCUGAUGUUGUGGAUAGAAGUGAGCGCAGAUUUGCCCUCAGCGAACAUUUUUCUGAUAAGAUCUGCAACUUGAAGCAAGAAAUGGUGAGUUCUUUACAACAAAGAUAAAUAAUUAAUAUUUUUUUACAUAGGUUGAACGUCUUGUUGCUGUUUUAUACUCUUUUAGUGCUCCUUUUCUGUGCCAGAUGGCCGCAGACUUGCACUACUUGUUUCAUCAAUCACAGCCCUGUGUAUUCUCAUGACAUGCUUUCUGUUGGCUUCACAAAUGCCAGAGCACAGAGUUCCGAGCGACUUCACCUGCUUAUUUUAAUGUCUACUGACAACCACUGUCACCUGUGGCUCCACCACACCCCUCACCUGGCUUCCUUCUUAUUCACCUCUAUUCAUAACACACAUUCUGCAUGAAUUCCUCCACUCAAUCUCUGUCACCCCUCUAGUCAUCCUUCCUCAUUCCUCUCAUUUAAUCUGCUUUUUUCUUCUUCAGGUAUGUUUGGCGAAUGCACAUACAAAUUAGGACCUCGUUUUUUCAGGGGUGGUAUUAGUUCUUUUUUUUAUUAUUUUUAUUUUUAUUUUUAUUAUAAUAAUAAUAAUAAUAAUAAUAAUUAUUAUUAUUAUUAUUAUUUAUUAUUAUUAUUUAAUUGCAAACAUUUAACAUGACAUGCAAAGGGGUGAAGUGCAAUCUGAAAAAAAUUUGAAACAAAAAAUAACAAGAAAUUUUAAAAACAAUACCAACGAAGACAAUAACAAGAGACAAAAACAACAACAACAACAACAACAACAAAAAGAUAAUGGUACAUCAGCAAAAAAGGCAAGCGGAGCAAAAACACAAAUGAGACAGGAGUAGGGAGUAUUGGUCACAACUGUUCAAAAUGUAUGGUAAGGAAUAUUGUCGCUUGAUUGUGUGGAUAAGUACAAUGUAUGUGAUUUGGGAGCAAAAUGUUAUGUAAAAUAAAAAUAAUAAUAAAAAUAAUAAAGGAAAAACUAAUAAGCAAUUGAACACGAAAGAAAAUCAGAUAAAAUAAUAAUAAUAACAAUAAUAAUAAGAUAUAAUAAUGAUAGUAAUAAUAAUAAUAAUAAUAAUAAUGAUAAUAAUAAUGCUUUUGAGACAUCACUUGUGAGGUUGGGGGGCCAGGCUCACAGGCAAUAAGUGUAAGGCUCUGAGAAGAAGAGGGGUCCAGGUUGCUUCAAAAUAAUGACUUUGGUCUUGGAGAGCGGCUGAGAGUUUUUCCAUAGAUAUGUAUUCUGUAAGGAUUGGGGCUGGUAUUAGUUCUGUUUAGGGGUCCUGUGAGUCUAAAUGAAAGUCACUAAUAUCACAGCUUUUAUUUACACCUGCAUUUCCUCUUCACCUUUCCUGCAGAGGUGGCUGCGCUCUGCUGAUGUGAGGAUCCUGAGACAGCUAGUGGCCGUGCACGAAGGAAUCGAGGCCAUGCGUUGGCUGAUGGAGGAGCGGGAUGCUUUAGUCAGCCGGGGCAGCAGCCUGACAGGCAGCCUGAGCAGCUUAGUGACUGUGGAGGAGCCUGGGCCACUCAUGUCCCCCAGCAGGUAGUGUGUUAACUGUAGCAGAUCUAGAGCUUCCUGUGGGCACAGACACCACUCUUCCAACACCAUUAAGAUGGAAGAAAAACAGUUUUAAACUGUUAUCUAGAGGUGUUGUAGCAGCUUCAGCUUUCAAUGAAAAGUUACACUUAGUCUCCCAAUGACUGGACAGGCUGUUAUCACUGUAGCAUCCUAAUUUGAACUGUUGCAUUUUUCUGCAGAUAUUUUCUCAGGAUAUGCAGAUCAGACCUUAUUUUUUACCCAAUGUAUCUUGAAAUAUGAUGUUUAUCUAGACUGUCAUAUAAAAGUGCUUUAUAUUAAGUCUUAUUAGACAUUUUUGACCCCAAAUAAGGCAAGUGUACUUCUAAGUGAUAUAUUUCCAACUAGCAAAUGUUUCAAGCCUUUUAAAAAGUUUUGCUCACAGAGUCCAGAAACAAUCAUCUGUAUUGUAAAAGAAAGCAACUUUGUUCAGCACACACUCAUAGGCAAUUCAGUUUGCAAAUAACAGAAAUAUCCAAGGGAGACUGAAGACAUUUACAAACACAUAGGAGACACAAAUAUUGAAAUGUAUAUAAAAUACAGAACUCCAAUUAUACUGUUUUAUACAGUAUAAUUAUACAAUUAUACAGUUUCUAAGCUGUGGAAAAAUAGUAGGUUUAAAUGGUGAUAUGUUGGAAAAAUAAAGUGGAGGUUGGAUUCAUGCAAAGGCACGUGAAAACAGAAAUGUCUCAUUCCUCAAUUUAUGGAUGCCCACGUUUUGGGCGCCUCAAUCAGCGGGUGAAUGUGGUGGGAAUUGAUAAAUGUGACAAGAUGUAGAAACACUUUCAGUAGUCAGAAAGAACGAAAAGCUUUACUAAACAUAAGUACAAAACCAUUUAAUCAUUUAAUAAUAAUACCUUUAUUUAUUUACACUUUUCAAAGCAGAGUUACAAAGUGCUCCACAAAAACAGAGUAGAAAUAGAAAAAGAAUAUACAACAGCAAGACAGCAAUGCAAUUUCCUAAAACAAUCAGUAACAAGAAUGAUUAAGAAUUCAGUAAAAGACAAAACCCCAACUAUGUUAAAAGUUUUUUUUUUUUUUAAAUAAGUUAAAAAUAAUUCUGAUAAACAUAAUAAAAUAAGACUUAAUUAAAAGUUAGGAACCAAGAGCUAAGUUAGAACUCAUAUCCAGUAAAAGCACUCUUAUAAAAUAAGGAAUUCGCCAGUCUGAUCUCCUCAGGCAGUUUGUUCUAGACAGAGAAGGAUCUGAUAAAAAAAGAAGCCUGGACCCCCUUGGUCCUCAGCCUGGACUGGGGAAUAGUCAGCAGACCCAAAGCUGAGGACCUCAGGGUAAGAAAAGGCUUGUAGAUCAGUGAUGUACUUUGGGGCAGGUACAGACAGUACUUUAAAAGUUAUGAUUAAGAUCUUGAAAACCAACUCUAAAAUUAACUGGGAGCCAAUGAGGAAAGGCUAAAAUAGAAGUGAUAUACUCUCUCGUUUCUGUUUUGGCAAAACUGGCAGUGUACUGUAGUGCCUAAAUGCUGCUUUGCCAUGUUUAGGUAGGACUCUUUACCAUACGAGUCUGACCUGGGUCUACAGAUUUGAGGCUCUUAUUUGGCUGAUAGAUUCUGAAUGAACAAGAUUUUUUUUUCUGGGCCUAUACAAUUAGAAGACUUGCAAACUACUAGGAACACUUUAAACCAUCCCCCUGUAGUUAAGUAGAAAUCAGUUUUUAAAACUUAAGCAAUAGUCUCAGUUUUGUAAUAAGAUUUCUAGUGAUGGCAUCCUGAUUUAGCUGCAGCUGUUUUUGAGGAAUCCAGCAAGAAGACUAUAAAGUCUCAGAGGGCACCAGAGUUGCACAUGAUGUGUGCAGGGUCUUCAGGUUAAAAACUGAUCCGUGCUGCAUGUCAUCUUUCUUUCUCUUUUUGGUGUCCUAUCUAACACAGGCAUUUUAAAGUACCACUAAAAAGAAGACCUCCAUAAUAAUCCAACCAACUUCAAAUAAAAACAUGUCUUCUCCCUUAUUUUAAGAUUUUAAAGUCAGUAAAAGGCAUUCACGCAUGCACUUCACCAUGUGAGUUUUUGCAUGUUUUUAGGGUUUUGUGUUCACAUGAAUACAGCUUUAGUUAUGCAAAAUUUUGCCAGAUUUGUUCAACCUGCCAGGAACUGUGUAGAUAUAAGGUUUCUACCUGAUUUAGGUUUUGGAUUCCAUUUGUGGAUUAAUGUUUCUACUCUUGCUUUCACAGAGAAAACCGAAGUCCCACUCAAAAUAUGAGUGAAUCCACGGGCGAUGAGUUUGCGAAUGAGCAGUCACACACUGACCAUGACGAUUCAAACCACAGGAGCUGCUUUGACACGCUGAGCUCUGACUCUUCUGAAGCUGUGCCUCCAAGUCCUUCCACCUCUACAUUUGAAGUCACCUGUUUCACACAGAGCAGGAAUGAUCAGUUAUCCUUCUAUCCUGAAAACUGUCAUGAUAAUGCCAAUUUCCUUAAAUCACAACCACAGGACUCAAACACAGCUCCUUCAAAAACCAUGAAAUCUGGAAGUGACAUCAUCAGGAGAGCUCUACUCAGGUCAAGCAGGGCGCGAAAAGAGGUGAGAGCAGAUCCUGAUAUUUUGAUCAGCAGUCAACACUCAGAGGAGAAAAAGACAGAGCAACAAACUCAGGAGACUUUCACAGACUCUCAGAACAAUAUCAUGGAGGAGGAAGAGGCUACAGCAGAUAACGGGGCAGUGCUGCUGGGCUACGAUGCUCAGUGGUGCUGGGUGGAGUCCCAGGACGAUGUUACGUUCCUAUGAUUUUCAUGUAUAAUUCUGGUUUGUUGCAUAAAUCUUAGUAAGCAAAAUGCUUGUCGUGAAGUGGACUUGCACUUUGACACUGCUGAAUGAUAAAAAAUCUGAAGUUGUAUGUCCACGAUCACUAUCAAUAUGUUACCAACAUCUCUGUCACUGCUGUAAGACACAUGCUGUUUCCCUUUCUUCUUGCUCGUUUAUCAAAUUCAGUUAUCAGAAAACUUUAUUUAUUAAAAGUCUCAUCUAUGAAGAAAAAAUGUAAUAAAAUGUAUAAAACAAGAAAAGAAAAAGUAUUUUAUUUCAGUCAUUGUGAUACUGAAAUUAAUCUUUAUUAUGGUCUACACAAGUUUCAAUAAAUAUAUUCAAAGCUUUUGAGAGGAACUUUCUGUUUGUCUGUUUUUGCUGAAGAAAAAAAUUAAUAAAAAAUGUUUCUGCA
Xyrichtys novacula (pearly razorfish) is the source of this 5314-nucleotide messenger RNA. The record is from the annotation of a GenBank genome assembly. NCBI's taxonomy places the organism in Eukaryota, Metazoa, Chordata, Actinopteri, Labriformes, Labridae.